UCCGCGGAAGAACCAAUCGAGGUGCUGCUGCCUGUAGUGGCCGGAAGCAGCGGCAGUUCUGGGGCGGUUGUCGAGUGUGGGGGCUGAGUGGUUCAGUUGUUGCUGUGACUGCCGCUGCCCCCGCUGCUGCUGGUGACGGCUCUUUUUCUUCAUUCUUUCCAGUCUUUGGCAAGUUAAAGAUGGCAGAAGUGAUUGAACAGGAAACUCAACUGUGUGACAACUGCAAAAGAGAAAUCCCCACGCCUAACUUUACCAUCCAUGAAAUUCACUGUCGACGAAACAUUGGGAUGUGCCACAUCUGUAAGGAGCCAGUUCCCAAAUCUGAGAUGAAGACCCACAUGGAGUCAGAGCAUAGCCAGGUGACCUGUAAGUGUAACAUGAAGAUGGAAAGACGGCAGUUAACAAAUCACGAGGCCCUGGAAUGCCCCUUGAGGCUUGCUGUCUGCCAGCACUGUGAGUUGGAACUCGCAUUCCUCAAACUGAAGGACCAUGAAGAUUACUGUGGAGCCCGCACUGAGCUAUGUGGCAAGUGUGGCAGAAAUGUCAUGGUGAAAGACCUCCAGGCUCACCCUGAAGUGUGUGGGAGGGAAGGGGAGGAAAAGAGAGAGUCAAGAUCAAGGCCUUCCCAUGGUUACGAGAGUGAGGAAGAGGAGGAAGAGGAAGAGGAGGAAGAUGGAGCAUGGUUCAUAGCACAGACCGUGCAGAACCUACUGGGGCCUGAAAACCCCACAAGACCUCUGCGGAGGCUCUCGAGGUCCCUGGAAAAUCCCUUUUAUAGCCAUCUAAUAGUAGAUCAGAUGGCAAGAAAUCCAAACCGAGGAGCUGGAUCGGCUAUGCAGCUAGACCAGAAUCGAGGGGAGGAACAGGAGAGGCAAAAAGGGAAUAAAAGCAAGCGGUCCCCUACAGUGUCUGGUGAAGAAGACGCCCAUUUAGACUACAUGCUGGCUCUGAGUCUGCAGAGUGAGAGCAGUGUCCCCAGCGGUGCCACCACCCACCUUGAGGACUUCUGGAGAGCUGUGUGUGCUGAAGACCUCGGUCCCACUGGGAGUUUGGGCCAGGCCCAGGAUGCCAACCUGCCCUAUGCUGAGCCUUUCCUAGCCACUGAAGGGCCAAACGAGUUGAAGAAUAAUGAGACCAUGCUGCCUUGUGAGUUCUGUGAGGAACUCUAUCCGGAGGAAGACCUGAUUCUGCAUCAGACGGGCUGUAACCCUGCCAGUGCCCUGGCUUCAUUCGGUAAGAGAAGCUCUCCUCCAAGCCUGUCCCAGGAUCGAGGGGACCGGGAGAACCACGAGGAUCAGUUUCAAAGAUUCCUGGACCUGCCAGCCUCUCGGGCCAUCAGCAGCAGGUUCCGAUCCCCAUUGGAUCUGUCUGCCGCGCCCUCCGGGGAGAGCAGCAUCAUCAUCCCCUGUGAAUUCUGUGGUGUUCAGUUAGAAGAGGACGUCCUUUUCCACCAUCAGGACCAGUGUGACCUGCGCCCAGGCACCGGAGUGCCAGUACAGUGGCUGCUUCCUGCCUAUGAGUCCCUUCCUAAACAAGGCAGUUCACAGCCAGAGACGUCACCGGAGCUGCCCCGGCGGAGGGUCAGGCACCAAGGAGAUUUAUCCUCGUGCUACAUGGACGACAUACGGCAGGAAGCGGCCAGCAAGCCCGCCUACCCCCUGCCCCCCAGCAGGCCCGUGAGCAGCCUAGGGCUUGCCCGAAACAGACUGCCGAAAGCCGCGACGGACUCUCGGCCCGCGGUACUGCCAAGCCCUCCCCGGGCACUGAAGGCCAACAACUUGGAGAGCCUGGAUUUGAUAAGAGGGCAGAGCCGCAGCGGCCACAGCCCAGCCGCAGGGCCCAUCUCUGUCGUUCGGCCUACUCGAAGCUUCUACCCUGAGAGUUACGUGCCCAGCUUCCCCCGGGUGCCGCCGGUGAGGCACGGGCUGAGCGUGAGGAACGAAGGGGGAAGGAACCCGCGCAUGACCUCCACUGCUGCCAACUUCCGGAACAGGACCUCAAAGACAAAAUCUCCUAAACCCGCGGCCGGGGAUGCCGAGGAAGAGGAGGAAUAGCCUCAGCGGGAGGCAUCAGCUUGGUUUGACCCAUUUCUAUGCACAGCAGCGCCUGCCCUGGUGCAAGAUCCUGGCUCUCGCCUUGUUCCAGCAGAGACCCUCCCAUGGAUUUUAAUUUUUCUAGGCAGCGAUCGAUCAUUUUCUAACUUUUUACAUUGUGACGUGGGCAGGGCGGGGAGGAUCAUUUGGGGGCGGCGGCUGGUGCUUCGAGGAGACCUUCCCCCCCUCCCCCCAAGCCUUGUCUCCCUGGCGGUGCUGCUGAGGCUCCAGGCCGUCCUCUCCCGCCUUCUGUGCUGUCCUCCUGACGCCCGAAGGGAGCUCGGCGUGUUUUGGGGGCUUCAGUAACUGGCCAGCUUGAACGCCACGUCCUGGGCAAGAGUCUUCCCUUGGGUUGGGGAAUCCCAGGGAGGGCAGUUGGCAGAUUUUGGCCCAAAGUGGCAACAGCAGCCCCACUGAUGUUUGCUUAGAGAAAGGCCUGGAGGGUGGCUUUAAGCGGCCUGCAUGGCAGCAGGUUUCCUGGGCCUUAAAAGAGUAAGUAGGGGUCUGGGGGAGUUGGGGGGCAGCAGUUUAGGAAUCUUGGCAUUGUUUCCCUGUUAGGGCGUCUCCCUGGGCGCUGUGGGGGGCAGACCGUCCCUCCAGCAGGGUGGUUCUCCUCCCUCCCACAGUUCUGCAGUUGGCUCUGAAUAAAGUUUCAGAGUUCCUCGUUGGGGUUUUUUAAUUUUAUUUUUAAAGUUCCCUGUAAUGGAAAUAAAAUUUGUACUUGGAGUACA
Molecule: messenger RNA, 2824 nt
Organism: Monodelphis domestica (gray short-tailed opossum)
Lineage: Eukaryota; Metazoa; Chordata; Mammalia; Didelphimorphia; Didelphidae
Gene: TRAFD1
Product: TRAF-type zinc finger domain containing 1
Biological process (GO): negative regulation of innate immune response
Cellular component (GO): mitochondrion
Source: RefSeq, a predicted model, not a curated record